CUUUUUUCUGUUCGCUACGAGCCUCAUCGGCCACCGUAUUAGAAGCUUCAGUAGCUGGAGAUCCGCGUCUGAACGUUUCGUUCAGGUCAAAGGGCGAUGCUGUCGGCCCUGUUCAGAUCAGCUGUGCCUAAAUACGGCGGGUUGUGGCGACCCGGCCCGGUCAGAGCCAUGUCGUCCUCAGACGGGCCCACGCCGCCGUUCACCACGCUGGCCGUCAGCCGGCCGGCCGAGUCCGUCACGCACGUCCAGCUGCACCGACCCGCCAAGCUCAACGCCAUGAACAAAGCCUUCUGGAGGGAGAUGGUGGAGUGUUUCCAGCAGAUCUCUGACGACCAGGCCUGCAGGGUGGUGGUGAUUUCUGGAGCGGGGAAAGUCUUCACAGCAGGGAUCGACCUGAUGGACAUGGCGACCGACAUUCUGCAGCCGGAGGGCGACGACACGGCGCGGAUCGCCUGGAACGUCAGGAAGCUGGUCAAACGGUACCAGGAGACGUUCUCCGUCUUGGAGAAGUGUCCAAAGCCGGUGGUGGCGGCGGUCCAUGGAGCCUGCAUCGGAGGAGGCGUUGACCUGAUCACAGCCUGUGACAUUCGGCUCUGCACCCAGGACGCCUGGUUCCAGGUCAAGGAAGUGGACAUCGGUCUGGCAGCGGACGUGGGAACGCUGCAGCGGCUUCCUAAAGUGAUCGGCAGCCGCAGCCUGGUGAACGAGCUGGCUCUGACCGCCAGGAAGAUGUUCGCCGACGAGGCCAAGAGCAGCGGGCUGGUCAGCCGAGUGUUUCCGGACCAGGAAGCCAUGAUGGCGGGCGCGCUGGAGAUGGCGGCGGAGAUGGCGGCGCGCAGCCCGGUGGCCGUGCAGGGAACCAAACUCAACCUGAUCUACUCCAGAGAUCACAGCGUGGCAGAGGGACUCGACUACAUGGCGACCUGGAACAUGAGCAUGCUGCAGACCCAGGAUGUGAUGAAGUCGGCUCAGGCCGCCAUGGAGAAGAAAAGCCCGAAAGAAACACUUUUCUCCAAACUCUGAGCUUCACUGCCGACGGCUUCAAUCUCCAGAUUAUUCUCCAGAUUAACGCCGACCUCCUGUGAGGUCGCUUUGGGUUCUUUUUGAAAACUAAUUAUGUUUAUUUAAUAAACUCAUCUGAAUGAAUGUUUAUGUUGCUAAACAUCAGUCUGAGCCGAAUCUUUAAAACAAUCUCGAGUUUUUAUUAAAUAAAGGUGAUAAAUUAAAAC
Molecule: messenger RNA, 1229 nt
Organism: Poeciliopsis prolifica (blackstripe livebearer)
Lineage: Eukaryota; Metazoa; Chordata; Actinopteri; Cyprinodontiformes; Poeciliidae
Gene: ech1
Product: enoyl CoA hydratase 1, peroxisomal
Exons: 11
Coding region: 97-1023 (308 amino acids)
Cellular component (GO): mitochondrion
Molecular function (GO): delta(3,5)-delta(2,4)-dienoyl-CoA isomerase activity
Source: RefSeq, a predicted model, not a curated record